Acaulospora colombiana is the source of this 620-nucleotide messenger RNA. Lineage: Eukaryota; Fungi; Glomeromycota; Glomeromycetes; Diversisporales; Acaulosporaceae. The record is from the annotation of a GenBank genome assembly.
AUGACGCACCUCGAAAUCCCGUUGAAUAUUGUUAGCCUCAAGCCAGACAAUAGAAAUCAGGGGCAGAAGGCAACGGUCAGAAGAGUACUCUUGGGCCGUGAUAGUGUACAAGUCGAAGAAAUACCGGUGCACGUUCCUUUGCUCUCAUUGAAUCCAAAUUGCACCGACAGGUACCAGGCUAGACCACACGGCCUGGAAGAGGAGUUACUUGCCGCGGUGGAUGGAUCCCGUAUCGAUCAACUUCAAACUGUUUUCAACAGUGAUGCUUGGAAUCUACAAAAUCAACCCCUUGAAGAUGAGUGGAUCUCGGCUCUACUCAUUCGACAGUCCACUGGUCCUACAACUUUCACUUGUCCCUUUAUAGGCAUCUGUCAACAAAUUGACAGUCACAAGCCAUCUGCAAUGACUCAUAUUGCCAAGCAUUUGCGAUACAAGGGUACUGGUCAGCAAGUCUUGCGCGUUGCGGUCAGGCUUAGCGGCUCCCGAGGACGCCAUUCAGUCGACCUCGCCCAAGACCACAUUCAGACGGUGAGCUUAUUUGAGCCCAUCACGACUUGCUCCAUAUUUGGCAAGCGGUCUUCUCAAGCCGAACGGGUUGAUCCAAAUGCGCGUUUAGGAGG